Xenia sp. Carnegie-2017 is the source of this 1915-nucleotide messenger RNA. Its product is annotated as oxidative stress-induced growth inhibitor 2-like. The record is from RefSeq and is a predicted model, not a curated record. Lineage: Eukaryota; Metazoa; Cnidaria; Anthozoa; Malacalcyonacea; Xeniidae. The transcript has 3 exons. The coding region runs from base 272 to 1768 and encodes 498 amino acids.
UGUUCUGUUUUACAUGCAAGCACGGUGUAAGCUAGCAGCGUGUAUCAGGUUGUGCUAAUGCAUUGCUUUUGCUUACAGACUGAUCAUUUUCAAAUAACCAAUAAAUAAAGAAACGCUCUAAACGCUGGCUGCAAUUGUCGUCAUCACAGUUUUUUUCAUUAUUUACAAGAAUUUUUAAGUUCAAGACGAUACACUUUUUCAAAAGUUGUUGUCGUGCUUUAGAGGUAAAGUUUAUUUUAAAAUCCAGUCAUAUAAAUUGCGUUUUUGAUGAAUGUUUGUACUCUAUUUAACUUUUUUCUCUUUUAGAAUUAAAAUCACCGACUUAGUCAAAAUGAAUCCAUCAAACACUUCCAUUUAUACGGUCGUAAUCAUAGGAAAUGGUCCAUCAGGAAUAUCACUUUCUCAUCUUUUAUCUGGAAACUUGCCUUACUAUAAGGGACAAAAUAUAGGAAGCAAUCAUUCUACUUCCACUUUGCUACAUGAGAAGUGUCAGGAAAGCAGUGAAUUUUCUAUUGUAGAACAGGAUCUUCAAUAUUUGAGUGAAGGGUUAGAAGGACGUUCUCAAAAUCCUGUAGCAUUAUUAUUUGAUCACCUCAACCAACCACAGGCGGAUAUUGGAAUGCAUGAAGAAUCUUUGCUGACUUGGCGCCUGUGCAGCGAUAAGCAUGUAGAUCAUCUUGUUAUUGGUCAAGGACUUCCUGGUGGAAGUUGGCAUUCUAUGGAAGGUUCCCAGCUCACUGUCAGCCUUAACAACUGGCUUGACUUACCUGGUUGGUCAUUUCAGGAAUGGCUUGUUGAACAUCGCAAAGAGAUAAAGCAAACAUCAUCAUGCUGUCCCUUAGCUACAAAAGGUGUUGUUGGUGAAGGAAAUAUGUAUGAUCGUGCUUCUACUGAACAUAUUGCCAAAUACUAUGAACGCUAUGUCACGCAUCAAAAUUUAGAAAAGAACUUUGUAGACAAUGUGAAAAUCAAGUCGAUAAAACAAAAGAAUGGAAUAUGGGAAGUUAGUGGUUACAAUAAAGUGAAGAGUAAGUUUGCUUGCAAGAAACCUUUUUGUGUUUAUGCUCAAAAUGUUGUACUUGCCAGUGGAUUGUCCAAACCAAAAAAACUUGGGAUCAACGGUGAGGGAUUGCCCUUUGUGCACCAUAAGGUUAGAAAGGUUUUCCAAAUCACCAAGUCAAAGGGUAAACUUCAAAAUAAGUUCAAGAACCCUGUAUUGAUUGUGGGAGAUGGUCUAAGUGCUGCGGAUGCUGUACUUGAACUUGUUGCCAAUGAUGUGCCAGUAAUUCAUGUGCUCAAGCAUGACUUAAAUGAUGAAGAGCUGGUGCUUAACAAAAUGCCAACGCAGGUCUAUCAUGAUUAUGCCAAAGUUAAAGAUAUGAUGACAAAGCCAGUGCUUGCAGCUGAUGGCAGUUGUCUCUAUCAUGCAUAUUUUAAAACAAUAUUGACUUCCAUCAGUAAACAUGGAGAAUGUAAGCUUAAAACGCCAGAUGAAAAAACCAUGACCAUCUUUGCUUCUGCAGUUUUUAUAUUGAUUGGCUCUAAACCUGAUUUAUCAUUCUUACAAAAUACACCCCCACUUGGAAUUGACCCUUCAAAAGAUGUUGACUGCCGUCACAAUCCCAUGAACAUAAACCCUUACACAUAUGAAUGUAGGAAAGUGAAGAACUUGUUUGCCCUGGGACCGCUGGUCGGUGAUAACUUUGUUCGGUUUGGAAUCGGAGGAUCAUUGGGCAUUGCUAGUCAUUUGUUUAAGUUAAUGAAAUGAUGAACAGAAUGUGGGUAUAUAAAAAUAGUUAAUUUCCCUUUGUUAAUAUACCUUAGCUUUCUAAGUUGAUGAAAAAUACCAGUUUGUUUAUUUAUGUUAAUAUUUAUGGUCAACCUCUGAUGAAUAAAGAAUUUCUGGAAAUUUUCA